GGGAAGCUGGAAGGAGACAAGCAUGAACACAAACAUGGCGGCAUCAAUGGCGAACUUACAGACAUUACGACCUUCAUCACUACCACCACCUCCAUCUCGCUUCUCAAUUCAUGAUCGUUUCUGUACAACAAGUAUCUCUAAGAUACGAAUAAAUUCAAACCCCACUACUACUAGUAGUAGUAAUAAAUCAAUUAGGUUUCCAGUUAUCUCUUGUUGCGUCGAUUCUACCACCGAGUCUUCCACCAUAUCAUCACCACCAGAUGAGACGUCAACGCCGCAUAAGGACCUUCCGCCGUUGCAAAAGAAGCGGCAGAUGUAUAGGAGGCUGCUUCCUGGAGAAGCGGAAGGUAUUACUGGAGAAAUGAGAUUCGUUGCUAUGGACCUCCGUAAUAGGAAACUUAAAGUUAAGAAUGAAAAUUUGGAUAGGAGAGGUAAAAGUGAUAUGGAAGAUGCUGGUUCUGGAAACAGUGAUGGAGAAAUUGAUGGUUCUGAUGACGAUKAUGGUGGGACAAAUAAUCAGAAUUCCGAUAAGGAGAUUGAGAUGUGGGAUCCCGAUCUGGUAGGUUUUGUGAGGUAUCUCGUUGACAGUGAGUUUCUUUAUAGCUCGAUUGAGCGCUUGGUCGAUGAGUCGCAAGAUGUUUCUUUUGCCUACUUCAGAAACACUGGAUUGGAAAGAGCUGAAAGUUUUAGAAAGGAUAUAGAGGUGUUUAGACAACAGAAUGUUCCGAUUCCGAUGCCUCACCCCCCUUCUAAAAAGUAUGUGCAGUAUUUGGAGGAACUUGCAAUGGAGAGUCCUCCUUCAUUUUUCUGUCAUUUCUACAGUAUAUACUUCGCCCACAUAACAGGUGGUCAAGUGAUUGUAAAAAAGGUAUCUGAAAGGAUAUUAGGCGGAAGAGAGUUGGAGAUUUGCAAGUGGCCAGGGGAUCCGGAGGUGUUGCUCAAGGCCAUGCGAGAAAAGCUCAACGCUCUGGGACAGCAUUGGAGACGUGAAGUGAAAUCCAAAUGCCUAAGAGAAUCAGCGAAGUCAUACGGGUUUAUGGGGUCCAUAAUUCGUCUCAUCAUUGUGAAGUAACCAUAGCUUACUAACUAAUUGUUAAACUUGGUUUAAAGAGGAACUGCAGUUGGGUUUCUCUUAGAAAUGAGGGUUAUUUUUUUUUGCGUAUUUCUWCGCGGACCUAUAACAUUGCUACUUUGAGUAAGGUUCUCGAGUUGCCUGGUUGAGUUGUACCCGAAACAAAAAGGAGACACAAUUUCUCCAAUGAUGAUUCUUGUCCUCUUCAUGCAAAUCGUGAAUGACGGUUACUGAUUCGCACUUAAA
This is a messenger RNA of Cynara cardunculus var. scolymus (artichoke), 1318 nucleotides long. RefSeq names its product probable inactive heme oxygenase 2, chloroplastic. Gene Ontology annotation, biological process: heme oxidation; phytochromobilin biosynthetic process. Gene Ontology annotation, molecular function: heme oxygenase (decyclizing) activity. Bases 23 to 1072 code for a protein of 349 amino acids. Lineage: Eukaryota; Viridiplantae; Streptophyta; Magnoliopsida; Asterales; Asteraceae. The transcript has 4 exons. The record is from RefSeq and is a predicted model, not a curated record.